Molecule: messenger RNA, 1957 nt
Organism: Leptopilina heterotoma
Lineage: Eukaryota; Metazoa; Arthropoda; Insecta; Hymenoptera; Figitidae
Product: facilitated trehalose transporter Tret1-like
Exons: 2
Coding region: 18-1358 (446 amino acids)
Biological process (GO): transmembrane transport
Cellular component (GO): membrane
Molecular function (GO): transmembrane transporter activity
Source: RefSeq, a predicted model, not a curated record
UAAGUGGUUACUUUCUAAUGGCAGCAGUGGGCACAGGAACAACAUGGGCCUCGCCAUCAUUACCCUACCUAACGAGCAAAGAAUCAGAAUUCCAAAUCACCAUCACCCAAGGUGCAUGGCUCGUGUCAAUCGGCAAUCCCACCGGAAUAAUUGGCUAUCUAUUAUGUGGAACACUGGCAAAUCGAAUUGGUCGCAAAUUCACCAUUCUCACAUUCGGCCUAAUCACACUCCUCGCAAUGAUUGUCAUAAAAUCGGCCAAUGACUAUACAACACUACUCAUUGGUCGUAUGAUUUUGGGUACUGGUAAUUGUGGCGUUUACAGUAUACUGACACUCUAUAUUGGCGAAAUUGCACACGAAAAAUUGCGCGGACGUUUUCUCACAUUCGACAAAAUGGCAGUGAACAUUGGCGCAUUCCUCAUGACAACAGCCGGUGCACUAUUGUCAUACGACAAUAUGAAUCUCCUCAUGAUAUUCAUUCCACUAUUGGGAAUUGCAAUAUUUCCCGUCACAUCCGAAACGCCGUAUUAUUAUUUAUUGAGGGAAAAAUAUCAGGAGGCUAUUGACACACGAAUGAAAAUUAUGGAGACGGAUGAUGUUGAUUUAGUGAUGAGGGACAUUGAGAGAAUGAAAAAGUCUAUUGAUGAGGGUAAGGAGUCGGAGAAGAGUAGUAUUAGAGAAUUAUUUGCCGAUUCUGGUUGUCGUUGGGCAUUGAUAUUGAAGAUAUUAACAUCGGCGACUUAUUCGUUUUCUGGCUAUAUGGCAAUUCAGGCGUACGCUCAGGAUAUUUUUAGUCAUUCGGGUUCGAAGAUACCGCCGCAAUUUUCCGCGAUGAUUAUGACUGGUGCGCAAAUACUCGCCGCUUUGCCAUCGUCACAGAUUGUCGAUUUGUGGGGUAGGAGACCGACUUUUUUAUUGUCGGGUAUUUUAUCAUCAUUAUCAUUGAGUAGCGUUGGUUUGUAUUUUUAUUUGAAAUCGUAUGCUGACAGUGAUGUUUCAUCUGUCAGUUGGUUACCACUAAUUGGAAUGCUUUCGUUCACGUUCUCUUGUAAUAUUGGAUUGACCACUAUUCCCUAUUUGUAUAUGGGCGAAUUAUUUUCGGUGAAGGUGAAAGGUGUCGCUACAAUGGUUUCACUAAUUAUGGAGGCGAUAUUUCUCUAUUCGUCGAAAAUGAUUUUUCCACUCGUGAGCCAUUGGUGUGGAAUUUAUGUGAGUUUUUGGAUUUUUGCCUUUACUUGUUUAAUUGGUUCGGUGACUGUAUUUUGUCUCGCGCCAGAAACAAAGGGUAAAAAUUUAGAAGAAGUGCUUGAAUUGUUGCGAUUAAGGGCACAAAAAAUGGGGAAAAGUGGAAAAAGUUAGUUGUAAGUGAAAUUUAAAUUGUAUUUUAAAUUUAGUUUAUUGUAAACAUAUGACUGAUGUAGCGUGUAAUAUUUUUUUACAAUAUUGAAAUAACUAAAAAUGGUAAACAAAUUUUUAUUUACGAGGGUGCAGCUUAUUAUAGAGCCGGCAGUGAGACGAUUAGAGGCGAAAAGUGCCGAAGCUCCCCGAAGGGAACGAGAUCGGCUGUUCCUUUAUCCCCUCCAAUCGCUUAUUUCCUUUACAUAAAAUUUUAGUUAAAAAAAUAAUUAUAAUUAUUUUUUAAAAUUAUUUUUAAUAUUCUUUUUCAUUUUUAAAUUCUAUUUGCUAAUUGCUUAGGUACUUCAUAAAUUUGAAAUAAAUAAUUAAAAAAUUAUUUAUUUAUUUGUGCGGGUACCCAUUGUCAAUGUGCCGGCACUGAGAGGCGGAAAGUGUCGAAGCUUCCCGAAGAGAACGAGAUCGGCUGUUCCUUUAUCCCCUCCAAUCGUUUAUUUCCUUUACAUAAAAUUUAAGUUAAAAGAGUAAUUAUAAUUAUUUUUAACCUACACAUUAUUUUUUAAAAAUUAUUUUUAAUAUUCUUUUUCAUUUUUAAAUUCUAUUCG